Messenger RNA from Colossoma macropomum (tambaqui), 5044 nucleotides. Its product is annotated as phosphofurin acidic cluster sorting protein 2. Lineage: Eukaryota; Metazoa; Chordata; Actinopteri; Characiformes; Serrasalmidae. Gene Ontology annotation, molecular function: transmembrane transporter binding. The coding region runs from base 112 to 2898 and encodes 928 amino acids. The transcript is spliced from 24 exons. The record is from RefSeq and is a predicted model, not a curated record. Gene Ontology annotation, biological process: protein localization to plasma membrane.
CCGUCCCAGAUGAGCUUCAACAAGGGGUUGGAAAGCGUGGUCGAGGUAGCGGCCAGUGAGUGAGCAAGCCAGAGACUGCUAGACAGCUUGAGCUGCAACCAGGGAGAGGCGAUGAUGGCGGCGGCUGUAGAGAGAGGAGGGGUUCGGGCCGCCUUCUUGAAUCCAGGCACCGGAGGGGGUGUUGGUGGCCUUGCACCCUCGCCCGUGUUCGUUGCACCCGGAGCCAUGGCUGGAGCUGCUGGUUCGGCGGUUUCGGGACCCAUGCCUGUUCCUAUGAACCUUUUUGCUACGUGGGAAAUUGAUCGUUCUUCUCCAAGCUGCGUUCCGAGAUUGUGCAGCCUUACAUUGAAAAAGCUCAUUGUUUUGAAGGAACUGGACCGAGAGCUCAACUCUGUGGUCAUCGCUGUCAAGAUUCAGGGCUCCAAACGUAUAUUGAGGUCCAAUGAGUAUGUGCUCCCUCCCAGUGGCCUGAUGGAGACAGACCUGGAGCUCACUUUCUCCUUGCAGUAUCCACACUUCCUGAAGAGAGAUGCUAACCGUUUACAGAUUAUGCUCCAGAGAAGGAAGCGCUAUAAGAACCGGACUAUACUAGGAUACAAAACCCUGGCUGUGGGUGUCAUCAACAUGGCAGAGGUGAUGCAGCACCCAACAGAUGGAGGCCAGAUUCUAGGUCUCCACAGCAACGUGAAGGAAGCCCCUGUUCGUGCAGCAGAACUGAGUGUGUACUCUUUGUCUAGUCAGCCCAUUGACCCUGAGGAUGGUAGUGGUCAGACAGGAACAAAAGCCAAAGCGUCAGAUCGAUCUCCAGAUAUGGAUAACUAUUCAGAAGAUGAUGACGACAGCUACUCAUCAGAGCAGGAGGCCAGUGACGAUGCUGUUCAGGCUCAGGACUUGUACGAUGAGGAUGAUGAUGUUCAGCGAAAGCCGAAGAAAUCACGGAGGAAAAUGGUCCGGACCACAUCUAUGACAAGGCAACCCAAUUUCAAGCAGAAGUUUGUUGCCCUUCUGAAGAGAUUCAAAGUAUCAGACGAGGUUCUGGAUUCGGACCCAGUGGAUCAGACCCAAGAAGUGGAAGAGGAUCUGGACCUGCUGUAUGACAGUCUAGAGGUGUAUAAUCAGAGUGAUAGUGGCCCUGAGAUGGAAGACAACGAGAGUGUUCUCAGCACCCCAAAACCUAAGCUCAAGCCGUUCUUUGAGGGAAUGUCUCACUCCAGCUCCCAAACUGAGAUUGGCAGUUUGCACAGUCAGAAGAGUCAGCCUAGAGAGCAGUCUUCUGCUGUUGGAGACCUGCUGACAGUAGAAAAAGACAGAGCUGCAACUGGGCGGUACCAGGAUGAGGCUUUAGUGGUGGACUCUGCAGUGGGGGAGACAACAGAGGAGGACGCUGGAGCAGGAGGUGCCCCAUGUGAUGCAAACAUGAGCUGGGACAUCAGCACAGAUAAACUGGCUGGCUCAGUGGGCAAACUCUGCAAGACUGAGUCUCAAACCCACAUGUCACCUAGUAAAACUGACAGCAAGCUGCAGAGACGGCCCCGUAGCACCUCUAUGAAGGACAGACAGAACUCGAAAGCUCAGAGCGACCGAACCAGUAGCAUUGAUAGUGAAACCUCACCGGACUCCAGACUCUCAGUACAGGUUCCCAGAAAGUCAGUGUACGACCAGCUCAAUCAGAUUCUCAACUCUGAUGAGCAGCUACCUGAGAAUAUCAUACUCAUCAACACUACCGACUGGCAGGGCCAGUAUCUGAAUGAGAUCCUACAUGAGCACAAUCAGCCCAUUGUCUCCACCAUCUCCGCUGCUGAUGUUCAAGCUGCCUUCAACACUAUCGUCACCAGGAUCCAGAGAUUCUGUAACUGUAACGCACAGACACCCCCCACAAUUAAGGUGGCAGUCGCAGGUGACCAGAGUUACCUCAGCACCGUGCUGCGGUGCUUUGUGGAACAGCUCGCUAACAAGACUCCUGAUUGGCUGAGCUACAUCCGCUUCCUGGUCAUCCCAGUCGGCUGUCACCCUGUGGCGAAGUAUAUCUCAUCUUUUGAUAACAAGUUCAGUAACAUCUUCCUGGACGCCGGCUGGAGAGAUGUAUUUGGGAGGUUAGAGGCCCCAACGUCAGACAAUAUUGAUGUGGCUGGCCGAGUGUCUCAGUACCUAGCUGGGGCGAAUGUGUCCCAUCAGUUCCCCAUCUCUGAAGCUAUGCUUACCUACAAACAGAAAAGCCCUGAUGAGGACUCCUGUCAGAAGUUUGUGCCAUUCAUUGGGUUGGUGAAAGUAGGCAUUGUUGAGCACAACCUGUCCACUUCAGUGGACUCUGAUGAUGCCAUGAUGAUGGGCAGUAUGAACAUGCUAUCUUCACCUCCAGCCCAGACGGGGGUGCCAUAUGGGAAAGAUAUCACCUGCACUCCACCCUCUUCUCCCUCCGUCUCUGCCAGUCUCUCUGGAGCAGGCUCUCCAGGUUCGGGUGGAGAGGUGAUGGGCCUGCAGGUGGAUUACUGGACGUGCCAGGGUGCAGAGAAGAAGAAGGAGGGAGAGAAGAGAGACAUAGGGAUUAAGAAUACACUGAAGAGUAACUUCCGCUCCCUGCAGGUCUCCCGCAUCCCCAGCGGAGGAGAGCUCACCCCUCCGCCUGGCAUGUCCAUGACAGUAGUCAUGAAGGAGAAAAAUAAGAAAGUGAUUUUCCUCAGUAAGAAGCCAAAAGAAAAGGAUGUGGACUCCAAGAGCCAGGUGAUAGACGGUAUUAGCAGACUGAUCUGCACGGCCAAGCACCAACACACCAUGCUGAGAGUCUCAAUCGAUGGUGUGGAAUGGCACGAUGUGAAGUUUUUUCAGCUGGCAGCCCAGUGGCCCACUCAUGUAAAGCACUUCCCUGUGGGAAUUUUCGGCUACACCAAGCCCAUGUGACAAGCUUUUGCCAUUCUAGAGCUUUCUCUGGCACCCGCCUCACAAAAUGAGGGAGAGACUGCCUGAGGAAAAGAGAGUGAAAAAGAUACAUGGAUUUUCCUGUGGAAACACUCUUAAGCCUGUGUCCCCGAAACAAAAUGGAUGUUGUUGUUGUUGUUGUUGUUGUUAAUGUAAUUGUCCUAUUAUACGCUGUUGCACCAGCAAAAGGAAAUGUCUGUUCCUGACGAAAUAUAUAUAUAUUUAUGCUGCCUUUUUAUAUACAUAUUGUGGUUAGAAUUUCAUAGCCACCUUAAUGGCAGCUUGGUUUUGCACUUUGUUUGGUUACAGUUUUUAUUUUUUGGUGAAAUCCUGUGGCGGUAUUUGUUCUGUGUACAACAUGAUGUGUGUGUGUGUGUGUGCGUGUGUGUGUGUGUGUGGUAGUGGGGGAGUGGUGAUACAGAAGUGUGAUUGUAUUGAAACGGAAUAUUGUUGGUGAAUUUGGGCAUGGGUGGGGGAGGGUUCUAAGUGAUUCAGACCUUGCUGUGAACUUUAAAGAGCAACCGCUCUUCCUCAUACAGUUGUGUAUGCUCUCUUAAUAGCUAGCAUAUUUGCCUACUUCAAUAUGUGGAAGCACAGUCAUCUGAAAGCAAAAAAAGAAAAAAAUGCUGCUCUCCUUUUAAAUUGGCUGUAGGGGGGUGGUGAUAUAGAGCCCUAACCAGUACCUCUGUUUAAGGAAUGAAGAUGGACAUGACCUCAGACCAAAAAACUGUUGUGCCCUACAAAUACAUUGCAUUGUAAAAAUGUGCCCUUUAAACAGAUUUGAUCUGCUCUGUGUAUGUGAGGCUGAGGCCAGAUGAAUGCUCCAGAGAUAUGCUCUGAAACCUGAUGACAGUUAUUUUUUUCCACUUUACCCCUCCCGUCUGCCCAUGAGCUAAAUAGGGAACGGUACUUUUUCUAUUUUGACUGUACUUGGUGGCGUACUGUUCUGAAUACAGGGUCCAGUAAGUCAGCUGUUAACUGCCAUAAAAGGGCUCUCGCUAAAAGAAAUUGGCAAAAUGCGAACAGAGAGCAAGGUGCUUGAUCCUUUUGAUCUUUUGGUAACCUUUACUGUAGAGAUUUUUUUUGUAUCUUCAUUCUCUCACUAAAGUCCCUUUACAAAUGUGUGUGUCUGUAAAUGAUGAGGAAGAAGAGCUUGAUACACUUGGUUUGGUGACAUGGUUAACAAAAGUGUUUGGAGUAGGGGUUCAGUUGUAGCUUUUUGUGUGUGUGUGUGUGUGUGAUUGCGCUUGUGUCAUUAAGGAGAAGACAGGAGAAGGUCUUCAGUGUUAUUUGAGGCUGAGAGCAUUUCCUGGUGUGUUAUGUAUUUGUUUUGUUUUUAAUAAGACAAGUUGAGACUGGUACACUGUUACAUAUGGAGGAAUUUUGCAUUGUCUCAUUGUCCAUUGUACAAUUCUGAAGAACUCUAAAUGUGUUUUCAUAUUUUUUCAUGAUAGCUCUGCAGUGCAUUUCACUGUAUAACUUGGCUUCUUUUGUUUGCUUUGUAGAACAUGGUUAGGUCACCGAGUUAUGUUCAGCAGUUAUGUUUAACAUUUGUUAUGCUUACCUGACUCCAUUUAGAACUUUGUUCUGUUUUUAAGCACUACCUUUUGGGCAAAUGUUGGAAGCUUACCCUUCAUUACGACCAAAAGUACUUUGUCGGAACGCUAAUAUGCAGCCAGUCUGUCAAUAUAUAGAUUUGCGGACAUAUUUGCACAAACUUCGGUUUAAGUUAUAUGACAGUAUUCUUUUGAGAUAGACCACUGAGCUUUGUUUUUUUUUCCUGUUCCACAUGUGAACGUAUUGUUUCAUAUCGUUUUUACUUUGUUCAACUGUUCUAAAAACUGUUGUGAAUAUGGAAACAAUUUUAAGCUUGCCUGCAUUAUUUUUAACAGUUAUUAACAUGUUGUUGUUUUGUAUUACCCUUUUAAAGGAGUUGACCUCUUUUAUAGAAUAUUUUGUGUUGCAAUAAGGUUUUACAACAUUUCACAUGUAACUAAAUACAGGAAAAAUGAACCAGUGUGUUCUGUUUUUCAAGUGCACAAAUACUUUUGUUUUUUUCUGUAUUUGAUAAAUACAUAACAAGAAAUAUUGCAUAAAUCGAUGAAAUAAACGAUAAAAGCUGAUUGUU